AUGCGUGCACGUAAUUUCUUUCUUGGCUUCAACGAACCAGAAGAAGAUCGAGGGCCAGUUGACGAAAGUAUACCCUAUGUUAAGUACCCCUUAUUCACCAGGGAGCAGCUCAAAAGUAUUGCCAAGGACAAGUUCAAGUUUGAUUUCGGCUAUGCAUCAUUUGGUUUCCACUCUGAUUCUAUUGUCCCCUCGAUCAACUCCUUAAGUGAUCUUACAGAUCCUACCCAGCUCAAUUCCUUGCUUCCGAGGAGAAGACCUCAUGGGUCACCAAGCGAUACGCUCAGUAUCAAGGCAGGUGAUGACACUAUGCUCGUAUCUCCCUCCGUGCUUGCUAUUGCUGAUGGAGUUAGUGGUUGGGAGACAGAUGGUGCAUUGGCCGACUCUGGCAUUUGGUCGAGAUCAAUCGUUGAGACAUUUAGUCGAUUAAUGACCGAGUACAAGAUCAGCCAUACGCCGCAUCAUUUGAAAAGAAGAGAUAUAGAAGAAAUCUUGGAUGAUUCGUUCUUGCACACCUCGCAUUUGAUGGAUUUGCAAAAAUUAAAAGGCUCAUCAACAUUGAUCUUGGGUAUGUUGAGCGGGGACAGGUUUUUGAUGAUCAGUAUUGGUGACUCCAAAAUCUUCAUCAUCAGAGACAAUGAGAUAAUCUUGACCAAUGAGGAAUCUGGUGAUGGUCUUUGUCCAACGCAGAUUGGAACAAACACAAUGGCGCGCAUGCCUUCGGAUUUUGCAUGGAUCGAGCUGUUCAAAUUAAAAGAGAAUGACUAUGUGCUUGUAUGCUCGGAUGGAAUUACAGACAACUUGUACGAGUGGGAGAUAUUGAACUACUUAAAUGAGUUUAUCAAUACCAAAAAGAAUAAUAUGAAGACUGUGGCAAACAAGUUGUUAAUCAAGGCAAAGGAAGUUGCAUUUGAUGAUUAUGCAUAUACACCAUACAAUGAGAAAGUUAAUAAGGCAUUGAGUAAAGGCACAUCGGGUAAGGGAUCCCACCAUCACAGCUCAGGUGGUAAGGUUGACGACAUGUCCAUUGUCGUUGCCAAAGUUGUUAAAAACACAAAUUAA
This is a messenger RNA of Lodderomyces elongisporus, 1059 nucleotides long. It is a transcript of the gene PTC8, whose product is annotated as Ptc8p. The transcript is spliced from 2 exons. The coding region runs from base 1 to 1059 and encodes 352 amino acids. Gene Ontology annotation, molecular function: protein serine/threonine phosphatase activity. NCBI's taxonomy places the organism in Eukaryota, Fungi, Ascomycota, Pichiomycetes, Serinales, Debaryomycetaceae. The record is from RefSeq and is a predicted model, not a curated record. Gene Ontology annotation, biological process: protein dephosphorylation.